Molecule: messenger RNA, 2539 nt
Organism: Panicum virgatum (switchgrass)
Lineage: Eukaryota; Viridiplantae; Streptophyta; Magnoliopsida; Poales; Poaceae
Exons: 4
Coding region: 369-2291 (640 amino acids)
Biological process (GO): DNA transposition
Molecular function (GO): zinc ion binding; transposase activity; DNA binding
Source: RefSeq, a predicted model, not a curated record
CGGCAGGCCACGUUGGCGCCCGGUCCGCAAGGCGAGGCGAAAUGUCCUUUGUGCCCCCGCCCCUUUGUUCAUGUGCCCGUGACCCUGGUCCAGCCCGUUGACCGCUCCCACUCUCUUCACCCCCCUCUCGCUAUCCCGCCGCCGCCGACGCGCCUUUCUUCCCCACUGCGCCGCCGCCUCUCCCGUCCCGCCUCCCCCAGCGCAACGGCGGCCAGGGCUAUGGCGCAGAGGGCCGACUAAGGGCAAGGCGUGUGAUGUAAUAGGUCGCCAUCUCCCGUGGCCGCAAUGGAUCCUGGUGAUUGUCCUCCCUGAUACAAAUAAAUGAGGGACAACAUCAGUGUGCAUCUACACAAAGAGUUCUGAGCAAGAUGGCAUCAAUAAACUGGGUGGCAGAGAGAGCUAUUCCAUUGCUCAAGAUGAACCCAACAAUGGGGGCUUCAGAAAUGCAAAAGCAGUUGAGAUUCAAAUACAACAUUGAAAUCCCCUACCAGACAGUGUACAAUGGGACAAAGAGAGCAUCUGAGAGAAUUUUUGGUAAGUGGACUGAUUCCUUUGAUUGGUUGUACAGGUUUAAGGCAGAGAUAGAACUGAGAUCUCCAGGCAGUGUGGUAGAGAUAGACACUGUCACUGAUGAGGAUGGCAAAGUUAGGUUUAGCAAAUUUUUCUGUGCCUUCAAAGCUAGUAUAGAUGGUUUCUUGAAUGGCUGCAGGCCUUACCUUAGUAUAGAUGCCACUCAUCUAAAUGGCAUGUGGUGUGGCCAUAUGCCUGCAGCAUUAGCUUUGGAUGGGCACAAUUGGAUGUUUCUAGUGGCCUUUGGGUUUUUUGAGGGAGAGAGCAAAGAAAAUUGGAUUUGGUUCAUGCAACAACUUAAGAAAGCAAUAGGCCCCAUGCAGCAUUUAGCUAUCUGUACAGAUGCUUGCAAAGGAUUAGAGUCGUCUGUCAAAGAUGUGUUUCCAGAUGCAGAGUGGAGAGAAUGUUUCAGGCAUUUAAUGGAUAACCUAAAGAACCAGUACACUGGUGAUGUAUAUGCCAAAAACAUGUGGCCUGCAGCUAGAGCAUAUUCUCCCCAUAAAUUCAAAUACUUCUUUGACAAGGUGCUGGCAGCUAGUCCAGACAUCCAGAAAUGGUUAGAUGAGCAUCAUCCUUUUCUUUGGGCAAGAAGCAAGUUCUCUCCAGACAUCAAGUGUGACUAUAUAAACAAUAAUUUAGCUGAAUGUUGGAAUGCAUGGAUCAAAGAGAUGAAAGACCUGCCUCUGUAUUGCAUGGCAGAUGCUAUUAGAGAGAAGGUAAUGAUCUUGUUUGCCAAAAGGAGGAAGAUUUCCACAUCAUUGCCUCAUGGUAUAUUGCCUGCUGUGAUACAUCAGCUCAAUGCUGCAUCUAGGGGACUAGGACACUUGAAGAUUUCCAAAGGUCACCCAAAUGAAGCUGAAGUCACAGAGGUGUACAAAGAUGAAGAAGUUAGAAGACAUGUGGUGUACUUGUCUCAAAAAAUUUGCACAUGCAGACAGUGGCAAGUGACUGGUAAACCAUGUCCACAUGCAUUGACUGUGAUAACUAGCAUGAGGCAGCCUGACAUGGGUUCUUUUGUGGACAACUACUAUUCAGUGGCCAAGUUUCAAGCAGCUUAUGCAGGCAUUAUUCCUAGCAUCACUGACAGGAAUCAAUGGCCUGAAGUUGACAAGGGGUUUACACUGCACCCUCCUAUCCAGAAAAAGAAAGAGCCAGGAAGGAUGAGGAAAAAUAGGAUCAAACCAGCCAGUGAGAGAUCAGGCAAAGCAACUAGGCAAGUCAGGUGCCCUAACUGUCUUGAGUAUGGUCACAGAGCUACUAGCUGGAAGUGUCACCUGACUGGAACAAAAAAAAGGAAGAAACCUAAGAAGAAGAAUCCUGCCAAGCCUGGGAGGAAAAAGAAGUCCAAGCCAACUGCUGUUGAUGCUACUGAACAGCCAACUCCAAGGACUAGAGGAGCACUGGCAAGGGAAGCUGCUGCAAAAGCAAAGAGAGAUGCAGAAGAAGCAGAACUGAAGGCAGCAGCAGCAAGGGAAGCAGCAGAAGCAGCAGCAAGGGAAGAGGUUGAAGCUACCAGGAAUGAAUUUGCAUCAUCUGUCCCUGAGCCAAGUGAAGAAGCAGCCCUUGAACCUAUGGCUUUGGCAGUGAUUAAUGCCCCAGAACCAAUUCAGACAACCCCCCAGCAAAAAGGUCAUUGUCUGCAACAUCUUUUUCCAAAUAUUAACUCAUUUGUUCAAUGUGUGUACUUGUUUUCAUGGCAGGGCACUAUUCUCAGAUGGUGAACAUGGCAAGAAACUUACACCAAAGAGGAAGGCCUUGGCAACUAAAGUGAAAAAAACACCACCUAAGAAGAAAGCACGCAAGAGCAAGUGAGGAGUGAGGAGUGAGCAGUGACGCUAGUGUCUUUUGUGGUGUAUGAUUGGCCAAAUUACUGUAUUUUGCAUGGCCUUUGUCAACUUCUGUGUUGUAAAGUGAACUCCAUGUAUUCUCUGUUGGGAACUCCAUGUAGUUGGGAACAUUCUCUGUUGGU